UAUCGAGCGCGCGCUGACGUCCGCGUCACUAGGAGUCAAGACACAAUACGAGGAAAUCCCCAAGGCCGAGAAAACGACGAGAGGCCCCUUUAAAUCGACGCUUCCUCGGUGUGGUACCGAGAGAGAGAGGGAGAGAGAGAGAAGAGAGAAGAGAGAGAGAGAGAGAGAGAGAGAGAGAGAGAGAGAGAGAGAGAAGAGAGAGAGGGAGAGAUCUCAUCAACAACAACACUGUUCUUAUCAGAAGCCGCUUUUACCAGAUUGGGCUCUUUACUGCGGCCUCGGUGAAGAAGAGGCUACGAGGACUUUCAGUCUGUUAUCUCCAGCAUUCUGUCGUGUGUUGUUCAUACAUUCGUCGUGUGUUGAAUGCCAUUGCGGAAGUGAGAAGCUUUUCGACACGACACAAAAGCUUGGGCUGUGCGGACAUCUAGCGGCCAAUCAGGAGAAGGCGCCUUCUCGAGAUGUACGGAGCAUCAGGUAUCCCAGAGCUCAUCCAGCCCAGCGGGCCGCCGCGGCAGCCGGGUCCGGGAGGGCAGUACAACCCGGGACACCCCCAGGUUAACGGCGGCGACGGCGGCGGGGCCAAUCCCCAGAGACUCGGACAGAGGGCACCCAAGCUGGGACAGAUUGGUCGAACCAAGAAAGUGGACUUGGACGACGAAGACUUGGACGACAUCAUGAACAACAACGGGCAGUGUCCUGUAUCUGUGUCGCCCAUCUCCUAAACUUCACCAAGAAGUGCCAAAAAAAGAAAUCCCCCAGGACGCCAAAACUCCCCGUCAGUGAUCUUGGCCUUGAUCCUGUCACGUGUCCGACUGAAGCUUCUGAUGGCUCAAACCAGACACAAAAAAAACGCCUCAUUUAGCGGCAGCUGAAGCCUAGGCCCUGAUUGUACAUAGUGUUUAUUUAUCUUACCUUUGGUCAGACUGUGAAUGGAUUUUAUUGCAUCGCUCUCUACUCUGUACCUCGGUAGGCAGUAUAUUAUCAGGACUUGAGGGAAGGAAGUGUCUUUAUUUUUCAGAGCUUCUUUAACAAGGGCUACAUUUCUAAAGUUGCACUGAGCAAAUGGUUUUGGUGAAAAGCAGCUUCUCACCUGCCUGUUUUCUGGUGAGGGUUUCUAAGUCUGUGGGUUGGCUGUGUGAGGGAACACAGACCUGUUAGUGUCUAACACACAGGUGAAAUGUUAAGCUUUGGUUGUGCAAUGACUAUCGUUCUCUACUCUCACACCGAUGCAAGUGGUGUAUACUAUCCAGUGGACGAAAGCUCGCUAUUUACUGAAGGAAAAAAUACAACUACUGCUAAAUAUUUAUUGUUUAAAAAAAAUGAGAAGAAAACACUUUGUUGUGUUGUUAUGUCUUCUAAAUGUUUUUUACUCGUUUCUGAAUGGAAAAUUGCUUUAGUCAUCUAUAACUGAGAUUUAAUAUGUUUUCCAAAUGGUGCACUUUGUGGGAAUGCCUGUUAUGUGCAGUGACAUGUUGCAGAAUUCUAUGCAUGGAGUCUGUUUAAAGCAUCAAAACACGUAACUGGUAUCCUGUUAUUAAGGGCUAAUGUAGAAGUAUUUCAAAAACCGCAAGCACCGUUAUGCUCUUUAGAUCAUGCAGAGUCAAUGUUUUCCUGGAGCUCAUUGUUGGCUCGGGUCGCUGACUCAGCAGUAAAAUGUCGUAAACAACAACAGAUUCAUGGAGGGUUUUGUUAGCUUUCAAAGGGGACGGGUUUCCCAGUUGGCCAGACAACUGUGAUAAAAGACAUGUACAGUCCUAGUUCUUUUGAAUCAAUUGCCAAAUGAUAUUUGACGCUGUAUCAGAUCGAUGAUUGAAAUAGAUUGGCACACAGACAUGUGAUGAUGAACAAUACUUUACUUUGUAUUAAUAUUUACAGCAGUAAUCUGCUUAAGCUACACGCAGAUGGUGUCAGAGUGUCUUUUGGGUUCAAGUGAACUCUUUAAAGAUAAUGUCAACCUUUACUUCACAAUUACAGUAUGAGAUAAUGAAAACAAGCAGCUCUCUAUGAUUAGUUCUCACUGCUGAGACAAUCUUAACACUGAUGCUUUUUUUGGGGGUGGGGGGGGGUUAUUUGGGUUUUUUAAAGAUUGCAGUGGACCUUGAAAUGACAUGCUAUUGUCGGUAGAGGCUCAUGCUGAUGUCAUGUUACUUAGUUGGCUGUGAAAUUGUUACUCGUUCACUUUAACUUUUUUUGCGUCAUGGAAGCACCUGCAUUUCACAGCCCGUUCUCUGACUCUGAGAUUGUCUUUGGGGUUGUUUGCUACCCUUUGCAUGGAAAUGGUCGACUUUUCAUAAUGCAUCUCGGGAAAAUUAAAGAUGAAUCUUUGUGGAA
Molecule: messenger RNA, 2331 nt
Organism: Anarrhichthys ocellatus (wolf-eel)
Lineage: Eukaryota; Metazoa; Chordata; Actinopteri; Perciformes; Anarhichadidae
Product: calcium/calmodulin-dependent protein kinase II inhibitor 1-like
Exons: 3
Coding region: 459-722 (87 amino acids)
Molecular function (GO): protein kinase inhibitor activity
Source: RefSeq, a predicted model, not a curated record